Chlamydomonas reinhardtii is the source of this 6150-nucleotide messenger RNA. RefSeq lists its product as uncharacterized. Gene Ontology annotation, molecular function: translation initiation factor activity; GTP binding; tRNA binding. Bases 146 to 5125 code for a protein of 1659 amino acids. The transcript is spliced from 29 exons. NCBI's taxonomy places the organism in Eukaryota, Viridiplantae, Chlorophyta, Chlorophyceae, Chlamydomonadales, Chlamydomonadaceae. The record is from RefSeq and is a predicted model, not a curated record.
CCUUCCUUUUUGGCCUUUGUGCCAACUCAUAGGAUUCCGAUUUUAUACCGCGAUAGCUUCAAUUGAUAACAAAAUAGCUUAACUGUGACAGACAAGUCGCGCGUGUUCUUCUUCUUCAAAAACCUUCUUUUCCCAACAACAGAAAAUGGGAAAGAAGAAGGCAGCACUUCUAGAUUUGGACGAUCCAGACGCUGAGCCCGAGCAGUCUGGAGCGGCGGCCGAGCCCGCUCAGGACUCGCCCGCUAAGCCCAAGGCCGCGAAGGCUAAGAAGCAGCAAAAGGGCAAGAAGGGAGGCAAAGGCGGGUUUGCGGACGACGACGACGAUGAUAUCGACCCAAUUAAGGCCGCUCAGAAGGCCGCUGCGGACUCAGAUGAGGACAACGCGCCUGUGAGCAAGGCGAAGGGCAAGCCGGCGAAGGGCAAGGCGGCGAAGCCGGCUGCUUCGGCCUUUGCGCUGCUGGGUGAGGAUGGCGGGGACGACGAGGAGGACGAGGAGGAGGAGCCGGCCCCCAAGGCCAAGCCGAAGGCCGCUGCCAAGAAGGCGGGUGGCAAGAAGGCGGGAUUUGCGGCUCUGGAUGAGGACGAGGAGGAGGAGGAGGAGCCCGCAAAGCCCGCGAAGAAGGCUUCCGGCCUUGUGGUUGCGGAGGUGCUGAGCGUGAAGCCGCACCCCAAGGGUGAUCGGCUGCGGGUGGUGGAUGUGGACUGGGGCAGCGACAUGAGCGUGGUGGUCACCAACGCCCUGAACGUGGAGGAGGGCAUGAAGGUCAUCUUUGCGCCGGUGGGCGCCACCACCCCUGGCAGUGGCCUGAAGAUGGAGCGCAAGUCGCUCAAGGGCGUGGACAGCUUCGGCAUGCUGUGCAGCGCCUACGACUGCGGCUGGGUGGGCGAGCCGGAUGGCGUGCUGGUGGUGCUGCCGGACGAGGCGGAGGUGGGCGAGCCCUGCCCGCAGCAGCCGCCCAAGGGCCUCAAGUCGAAGCUGCCUGGUGCGGAGGAGGAGGCUGAGGAGGAGGAGGCACCUGCCGCCAAGCCCAAGGGCGGCAAGAAGGACAAGAAGGGCAAGAAGAAGGACAUGGACAGCCUCUUUGCGGCGCUGGAGGAGGACGCUGACGGCGCUGCUGCGCCGGCGGAGGAGGCCAAAGAGGAGGAGGCGGAGGAGGAGGAGCCGGCCGCGAAGCCCAAAAAGGGCGGCAAGAAGGACAAGAAGGGCAAGGACAUGGACAGCCUCUUCGCAGCUCUGGAGGAGGACGCUGCAGGUGCGGCUGAGGAGGAGGCCGAGGGCGAGGAGGAGGAGGCUCCUAAGAAGAAGGACAAGAAGGACAAAAAGAAGGGCAAGGACAUGGGCAGCCUGUUUGCGGCCCUGGAGGAGGACGCUGCUGCUGGCGCCACCGAGGAGGCAGCAGAGGAGGAGGAAGAGGCUCCUAAGAAGGAGAAGAAGAAGAGCAAGAAGAAAGACAUGAGCGACCUCUUCGCGGCCCUGGAGCAGGACGCCGAGGCCUCCACAGCCGCGGCCGCUGGGGAGGAGCAGGAGGCUCCUAAGAAGGACAAGAAGAAGAGCAAGAAGAAGGACAUGGGUGACCUCUUUGCGGCCCUGGAGCAGGACGCAGCUGCUGCCGAGCCCGCGCCCGCGCCCAAGGCUGCCGAGAAGGAGAAGGGCGGCAAGGGCAAGGGCGGCAAGGAGCCGGCCAAGAAGGCGGAGGACGAGGAGCUGGAUGCCCUGCUGGCGGAGCUGGACAAGCCCAAGGAGCAGCCCGCAGCGGGCGCCGGCAAGAAGGCCGCUAAGAAGAAGGGCAAGGGCGGCAAGGCUGACAAGGAGGAUGAGGACAUUGACGCCCUGCUGGCCAUGAUCGAUGGGCCCAAGCCGCCCGCGUCGGAGGCUGCGGCCGCGCCUGCCGCUGACGCCGCUCCCGCGGCCGCGGAGGCGCCCGCGGCGGCGGCGGCGCCUGCUGCGGCGGCGGCGCCUGCUGCGGCGGACGCCGAGGGUGAUGACGCUGAGGGCGACGACGGCGAGGAGGGCGGCGAGGGUGGCAAGGAGCUGAGCGCAGCGCAGAAGAAGAAGCUGAAGAAGAAGCAGAAGGAGAAGGAGAAGAAGGCGGCGGAGAAGGAGGGCGGCGCGCCGGCUGAGGGCGGCGAGGAAGGGGCCGAGGGCGAGGGCGGCAAGAAGGACAAGAAGGGCAAGCCGGUCAAGGAGAGCGCCAUCGCCAAGAAGCUGAGGGAGCAGCUGGAGGCGCGGAAGCGCGCCGAGGAGGAGGCCGCCCGUAUUGAGGCAGAGCGCCGCGCCAAGGAGGAGGAGGAGAUGCGGCGCAUUGAGGAGGAGGAGGCGCGCAAGGAGGAGGAGCGCCGCAUCAAGAAGGAGAAGGAGCGGGCCAAGCGCGAGCAGCUGAAGCGCGAGGGCAAGCUGCUGACCGGCAAGGCCAAGGAGGAGGCGGAGCGCCGCGCAGCCAUUGCGGCCCAGCUGCUGGCCAAGGCCGCGGAGAAGGGCAUUGACCUGGGCGCUCCCGGCGAGGCGGCGGACAAGAAGAAGAAGGUUGUGUACGCCAGUAAGAAGAAGCCGGGGCAGAAGAAGACGGGCCAGGAGGCCGGGCAGGAGGGCGGCGCAGACCGCGAGGCGUCGCUGGAGCUGCCUGCUGGCGAGGCCGCGGAGGCCGCAGCGGCGGCCGAGGAGCCCGCCAAGGCGGAGGUGGCGGCGGCGGCUGCGCCCGCGGCGGAGGCGGAAGCGCCUGCGGCGGAGGAGCCUGAGGCGGCGGCGGCCCUGGUGGAUGACUGGGAGGCGGUCGACGACUGGGACCAGCUGGACCCCGACCAAAUCCUGGCCGACAAGAAGAAGGCGGAGGAGGAGGCGGCCGCGAAGAAGAAGGCCGAGGAGGAGGCGGCCGCGGCGGCUAAGAAGAAGGCGGAGGAGGAGAAGGCGGCUGCGGCGAAGAAGAAGGCGGAGGAGGAGAAGGCGGCAGCGGCGAAGAAGAAGGCGGAGGAGGAGAAGGCCAAGGCGGCCGCCAAGGCGCAAGCCAAGGCCCCCGCAGCCAAGAAGGCCGCGGAGAGCGAGGACGAGGACGAGGACGACGAGAGCGGCUCCGAGUCUGGGUCAGAGUCUGGCUCCGAGUCGGGCAGCGAGAGCAAUGACGAGGACGAGAGCGACGACGAGGAUGAGAGCGAGGAGGAGAGCAGCGAGGAGGAGAGCAGCGAGGAGGAGAGCGAUGACGACGACAGCGAUGACGACAGCGACGAUGAGAGCGCGGACAGCGAGGAGGAGCGCCAAAUGCGCAUUGAGGAGGCCAGGGACAAGCGCCUGGCCCGCACGGCGGAGGCGCGCAAGAACGCCAACAAGGAGGAGCUGCGCUCGCCCAUCUGCUGUAUCCUGGGCCACGUGGAUGUGGGCAAGACCAAGAUCCUGGACAACAUCCGCCGCACCAACGUGCAGGACGGCGAGGCGGGCGGCAUCACGCAGCAGAUCGGCGCCACGUUCGUGCCGGCGGAUGCGGUCGAGAAGCGCACGGAGUCGCUGCGCGGCGGCCGCGCCUUCGACAUGAAGCUGCCGGGCCUGCUUGUCAUCGACACGCCCGGCCACGAGUCGUUCACGAACCUGCGCCAGCGCGGCAGCGGCCUGUGCGACAUGGCGGUUCUGAUUGUGGACCUGAUGCACGGCCUGGAGCAGCAGACCAUCGAGUCCAUCAACCUGCUCAAGAUGCGCAAGACGCCCUUCGUCAUCGCGCUUAACAAGGUGGACCGCCUGUACGGCUGGAAGUCAGUGCCGGACUCGCCGGUGCGCGACGCCUUCAAGCGCCAGAAGGAGUUUGUGAUGACGGAGUUCGAGCAGCGCAGCAGCCAGGUGUUCCUGCAGCUGAACGAGCAGGGCCUGAACGUGUCGCUGUACUGGAAGAACCCCGACCCGCGCAAGUUCGUGAACGUGGUGCCCACCUCCGCCAUCACCGGCGAGGGCAUCCCGGACCUGCUGCAACUCAUCGUGAAGCUGACUCAGACCAUGAUGGGCGACCGGCUCAUGUAUGUGGCCGACACGCAGUGCACGGUGCUGGAGGUGAAGACCAUGGAGGGCCUGGGCACCACGGUGGAUGUGGUGCUGGUGAACGGCAAGCUCAAGGAGGGGGACAAGAUCGUGGUGUGCGGACUGGGAGGGCCGUUGGUGACGCGCAUCAAAGCGCUAAAAACGCCGCAGGUGCUGCGCGAGCUGCGCAUCAAGGGCAGCCUGAUGGACCACAAGGAGAUCCGCGCCGCCAUGGGAGUCAAGAUCGUGGCGCCGGGGCUAGAGACGGCCGUGGCGGGAACCAGCCUGUUCGUGGUGCAGCCCGAGGACGACGAGGAGGAGCUCAAGGACGCGGUGAUGGAGGACAUGGCCGACAUCUUCUCCAAGGUCGACAAGGGCGGAGAGGGCGUGUGCGUGCAGGCCUCCACGCUGGGCUCCCUGGAGGCGCUGCUCACAUUCCUGUCCUCUGACGACGGCGGCAACAUCCCCGUGUCGGGCAUUAACAUCGGGCCGGUGCACAAGAAGGACGUGCUGCGAGCCAACGUGAUGAACGAGAAGAAGUGCCCCAAGUACGCCUGCAUCCUGGCGUUUGACGUGCCCGUGAACAAGGAGGCUCGCGAGCUGGCUGAGGACUACGGCGUCAAGAUCUUCACCGCCGACAUCAUCUACCACCUGUUCGACCAGUUCACCGCGUACGUCAAACAGAUCAGGAGCGCGGAGCAGGAGGCGGCGCGCUUCCGGGCCGUGUUCCCGGUGGUGAUGCGCAUCCUGCCCACCUGCGUGUUCAACAAGAAGGACCCCAUCGUGGUGGGAGUGGACAUCGUGGAGGGCAUCGCCAAGAUCGGCACGCCCGUGGCGGCCAUCACCGAGACCGGCGCCGUGGAGCUGGGCCGCAUCGCGGGCAUGGAGAUCAACCACAAGACGGUGGACAAGGCCCGCGCGGGUGAGAGUGUGGCCAUGAAGAUCGAGGGCGAGACCACGGAGGAGAAGGCGCGUCUGUACGGCCGCCACUUCGACCACAACCACCAGCUGGUGUCGGUGAUCAGCCGCGAGUCCAUUGACGCGCUCAAGGAGUACUUCAAGGACGAGAUGACCAAGGACGACUGGCGCGUGGUCAUCAAGCUCAAGAAGACCUUCAACGUCACCUAAGCAGGCAAAGCAGGACGCGUGUGUGCUGCUGGCGGCUGCAGCGACUGAGGCGGAGGCGGAGGCAGAGGCUGAGGGCCCGGGCUAGCUGCCUGGGGCCAGGUGCAGCAGGCGCGGCGAUAAUGCCGCGCCUGCAGGCUGUUAGGGUUGCGGCGGCGGGAUCAUGGAAGCGCGGCAUGUGCAGGUGUGUGGAGGGACGGCGGCUGCAGCUGCGGUCCGGGGCGCCGCGGAGGCGCCGUCGGUACGGAGCGGCAGAGCUGUGGCGUCGGCGGCUGUGUGUGGUUCAAGUUGCCGCGGAGCGGCCAUAUCUUGGCGCAUGCUGGACUUGCUGUGGCACGUGUGCGCGUUCGUGUCCUGCUUCGCGUGAGCCAGACCCGUUUGCCCACGAGCAUGGGGUAACAGAAACCAGGUAGAUCACGGAGGCGGUCGGUGCGGAUUAAGGAUGCUGGGGAGCGUGCGGCAGGCACUGGUGGCCACAGGUUAGGCCACGAGACAUCAGGGUCAGUGCCAUAGGAAGGGCAAGUCAAGCUACAGUCCAGUUGGCGGUCUGUGUGGAUGAGGGAGCAUAGACAACUUGAUAGGCGCCUGGGUUGGUAGUGCUGUGUGUGGGGAUUACGCACUGUGGGCUUGGGUGGCGCAGCCGGCAGCAUCACCGGGUGGGCAGGUACACGAGCUGCCAGCAACGGCGCAUGCGUGUGCAAGCGCCAGGCCGCGAAUUGGCUACAGUACAGUAUGUGCAGGAGCGAAAGGCAGGAUGCAAGGUCAAGGAGAAAUUGGUGUGUUGGCGCGUGUGGAUUGCCGAUAGGGGAAGGCUACGGGCUGGAUCAAGGUCCGGCACAUGGGUCCGGCUUUGGGUCUGCCGAGUGAUACUUAUGGCGGGCCCCCUUGGUUGGAACGGCAUGGCACGCUGCGACGGAGCCGAAUCAGGCCCGUAGACGUGCGCUGUUGAAGGACAAAGGACAAGCAAGCGAGCUAGCCUGCCUGGGUCCAUGUGUACAAUCAGUUUGCUGUCAGCAACCCUACAACCA